AUGAUGUGGUUCAAAACAAACAUUAUUUUGGCCAUAUAUCUUAUUGUUGGCCUAAAUGCUAAAGAAGUAAAUGCUAACAUAGAAAAAUAUAUGGAAGAUGGAUAUUUAAACAUCAAAGAUUUGAAAACGAGGCGCAUUAUAAAGGAAAUAAAUGCGGAACGAAUGCGCCAUAAUCAAUGCCAUCAUCGAAAUGGUGACAGUAUUUUGGAUGAGAAAUGGAUUGUUGACACGAAUGAUGUACAAAAUUUGGGUCGUAUCGCAAUGCUACUAAAAACGAAAGAAACUUUUGAUCAAACGUUAAUUCCUGCACCAUCCAAGAAAGCAAGCACAAGUCGACUUUGUGGUACAAAAUUAGUGGAUGCAAUCAUCAAACUGUGCAAUGGUUGUGUGAAACCUGUUGGUAGUAAAGCUGUUAGCAUUAAACGAU
Acanthocheilonema viteae is the source of this 427-nucleotide messenger RNA. The record is from the annotation of a GenBank genome assembly. Lineage: Eukaryota; Metazoa; Nematoda; Chromadorea; Rhabditida; Onchocercidae.